CGAAAUUUGAAGAACUUUGGUUUCUGUUUAUCGGUCAGAAACACUGAUUAGUGUCACAUGAAAUAUAUAUGUACGUUUUAUACGCGAAUAUAUGUAUAUUGAGAUUAUUUUUGGUCGACAUUAGAAGGGGAAAAGAUUACGCAAAACACCUUUUAUAUACUUUGUAUAACUUUGAAGUCUAUCAAUUACUGCACUGUACAUACUUAUGCGAGAUAGAAGAUGAGUUUCUAUAGAUAGCAGUUUUUAAUCUAUACCUUCAGUGACGUAUUCACGUUGAUUGAAGUAAUAACACGACUUUAGUAGAAUACAAAUCAAGCAACAGUUUUAGUUUUUUUGUUUCGAACUAAAUUAUCAAAUGGGAUAAAAUGUGCACAUUUAGGAGUCGUGGCAUGAUAAUUCUCACGAAACAAUAUUUGUUUUUUUUUUAAAUACCUCGAAGCAACAAGUAUCUGAAUGAAACUGAUUGUUUUUCAAAUUUCCCGUAAAUUUUCAUCAUUGAUAGUAUAAUAUCUAAGAAUUAAAAUUAAUCUUUCAUUUACAAUGCCACGCAGUCGUUUGGAUGCAGUGUACAGAAGUAUUUUGCUCACAAAAUUUUUUACGAAAGGUUGGGGUAGCCCUGAAAACUUGAAAAGGAUUUUUGAAUUUAGAAAAGUUAUUGCCAAUAGAGAAGCAUGUUACAAUUUAAUACCUCGUGACUAUCCCAUCAAUAUAAGCAAGGAUGAAGAAUGGUCAGAUUGUCAUAUAAUAGAAGGAUCUUUUGAAAGCCCAUUCCAUAAACAUCUUCCUGGUAUAAUGCCUAGAGAAACCAUUACUGCGCAUUUUCAAUUGGUUCUACCACGUAGAUGGAGUUCCCACAAAGUAAAGCCCAUUUGUUUACACCUUGCGGGUACAGGAGACCAUUAUUUCUGGCGGAGAAGAAAUUUAGUCGCUAAACCCUUACUAAAAGAGUCUGGAAUUGCGUCCCUAUUAUUAGAAAAUCCAUUUUAUGGUUCCAGAAAACCUGAGAAUCAAAUACGGUCUAGUUUACAUAAUGUCUGUGACAUAUUUAUUAUGGGAGGAUGUUUGAUAAUGGAAUCAAUUGUGUUACUAAAUUGGUGCGAACAGCAAGGUUUUGCACCUUUAGGACUGACAGGACUGUCAAUGGGUGGUCAUAUGGCUUCUUUAGCGGCAACUAACUGGCCAAAACCAAUACCAUUGGUACCUUGCCUUUCAUGGUCGACGGCAUCACCGGUAUUCACGCAAGGCGUAAUGAGUGCUUCAAUUAAUUGGACACUCUUAGAAGAUCAAUAUUUUGCAAAUGAGCUUUACCAAAACGAUCUUGCUAAGAUGGUGAGAAUUAUUGGUGAAGAAGAUGCAUUUUUAGCUGGUCAACAUUUUGCUCAACAUUAUCCUGCAAGUAUGAAAAGAAUAAAUGAAUUACAAGAUAAGUCUGAAGGUGCUAAUAAAAAAGUAGAUACUAUAACUGCCACUGAAACUGUGAUUAACAAAGAAACAAAUCAGGACGGUGCGUCUGAAAACGAGGACAAUAACAUAAAAAAUGAAAUUACCGAAGAGAAAGCAGCUAGAAUAUUUCCUUUGAAUCUUAUUUCUAAUAGAUUCAAAUUAAAAGAUUUAAGUGCUCUUAAAGGUGUUUGUUUGUUACCAGUUCCGCGACAUCCGUUGUUUUCGGAUUGUAAAUGGCGUGAACGAGAAGCACUGCAAUUUAUGUGUGGAAUAAUGGAUGAAUGUACGCAUUUAAAAAACUUCGAAGUACCUGUUGAUACUGAACUGAUUAUUGCUGUCUGUGCGAGAAACGAUGCGUACGUACCACGUGAUGGUUGUAUGAGUUUGGAUAAAAUUUGGCCAGGAGCUGAAAUUCGCUAUAUAGACGCAGGACACGUAACUGCCUAUCUUCUUCAUCAGAAAGUAUUCAGAUCUACUAUUAUUGAAGCAUUUGAAAGGUCGAUGAAAAAGUAUCCCUUACAAAUUAGUUGAUACAAGUGCAAUUUUAGUGAUGAACUAAAUCAGUUAGAGACAAUGUAACGAAACUUUUAUAAGUGACUAUUUUUGGGAUGUAAUUUUGUGUGCUCAUUCAUAGUAUUAUUUAAUUCUCCUUUUUUAGACACUUUACAAUUUCUACCACCUUUUAUUUAUAAGGAGUCGGCCAAACGUUGAUAUUUUUGUUUCAAUUUUUGUUUUUCCUACUGAAAGAUCCUUAUUAUCGGAUCAUUUUUGAGAAAACCAGCUUUUAAAAACUUAGCAUAUAGUAAUGAUAUAUUAAACAAAAAUAUCAACUAUUAGCCACCCUGUUGUUAAACAAUUUCGCUACAUUAAAUAUUGAAAAAGAUAAUCACGUCCGUAAAUGGACGUAAUUCGUUAUACUCACAAUCUAUACAUGUUAUAUUGUUAAAUAUAAUAAGAUGAAGUAUGUAUUUUACGAAUCAUGA
Molecule: messenger RNA, 2426 nt
Organism: Megachile rotundata (alfalfa leafcutting bee)
Lineage: Eukaryota; Metazoa; Arthropoda; Insecta; Hymenoptera; Megachilidae
Product: protein ABHD18
Source: RefSeq, a predicted model, not a curated record